ACCGAAAACCCCACUGCUCGCUCCCCUCUAUCGAGGUCUUCAGCGCAUUUCGAGGGGCCGUUUGAUAGGCUAUCAACACUUUGUAUGAUAGUUACUUAGAUAUUCGCAAGUUUGUCGCUUCACUUGCCAGCUUUUGCAGCUUCACAAAACUCAGCUCGAACCAUACUUCAAGCUGCUCACUCGUCACUCAUUUUCACCCAUUUCGGCUCGUUCUCGCCGUCAAGAUGGUGAACAUCACAGAGAAGAUCAAGGAGAUUGAGGAGGAGAUGAAGAGGACACAGAAAAAUAAGGCAACUGAAUAUCACCUGGGUCUUUUGAAAGGAAAACUUGCGCGACUGAGAGCGCAGCUUCUGGAGCCGGGUCCCGGAGCGGGGGGUGGCGGCGGCGCAGGUUUUGACGUGAGCAAGAGCGGAGACGCCCGGAUAGCCUUGGUCGGCUUCCCGUCGGUGGGGAAGUCGACCUUCCUGUCCAAGGUCACCAAGACGAGGUCAGAGGUGGCCGCCUAUUCCUUCACAACACUCACGGCCAUUCCGGGCGUGCUCGAAUAUGGCGGCGCAGAGAUCCAGCUACUCGAUCUGCCGGGUAUCAUCGAGGGCGCUUCCGAAGGCAAAGGCAGAGGCCGCCAGGUUAUCUCGGCAGCCAAGACGAGCGAUCUCAUCUUGAUGGUUCUCGAUGCCACCAAGAAGGCAGAGCAAAGGGCACUGUUAGAGGCUGAGCUGGAAGCUGUGGGUAUCCGGCUUAACAGGGAGCCGCCGAAUAUCUAUCUUAAACCGAAGAAGGCAGGGGGCAUGAAGAUCACGUUUCAAGCACCGCCGAAGAGUCUGGACGAGAAGAUGGUUUACAACAUCCUGCGAGAUUAUAAGCUCCUCAACGUUGAAGUGCUUAUUCGGGAUGAGAACGCCACGGUAGAUGACCUGAUUGAUGUGAUCAUGAAAGACCACCGGAAGUACAUCAAGUGUCUUUAUGUCUACAACAAGAUCGACAGCGUGUCCCUGGACUUCCUGGACAAGUUAGCACGAGAGCCCCAAACCGUGGUUAUGAGUUGUGAGCUUGACCUGGGCAUCCAGGAUGUUGUUGAUCGGUGCUGGAAAGAGCUGAAACUCAUCCGGAUCUACACCAAGAGGAAGGGCGUGGACCCGGACUUUAGCGAGGCUUUGAUUGUCCGGAGCAACAGCACCAUUGAGGAUGUCUGUGACCGGAUCCAUCGGACACUGAAGGAGACUUUCAAAUAUGCCCUGGUAUGGGGUGCCAGUGCAAGGCACAUACCUCAGAGGGUGGGGCUAGGGCAUCCUGUGUCAGAUGAGGAUGUCGUCUACAUUGUGAGUGGUUGGAAAGCAUGAGGAGUGGGCGGCCAAUUCAGCAGUGGGAGUGGCAGGCUGGAAGAGAGAAAGGAUGGUAGUGGUCUUAACGAAUUAGGCCAAUUCACAAUCUCGGGCAUCUGAACUUGGAAGCACUGCGUGUAUGAGGAAUCAAUUCUCUCUGGUCAUCAUUUCAUGUCGUAAAAGCCCCUGUAUCCAUCCAUCAAUCCCUGCCAUUGAGAAAC
Phialemonium atrogriseum is the source of this 1543-nucleotide messenger RNA. RefSeq names its product GTP-binding protein 1. Lineage: Eukaryota; Fungi; Ascomycota; Sordariomycetes; Cephalothecales; Cephalothecaceae. Gene Ontology annotation, cellular component: cytoplasm. The transcript is spliced from 6 exons. The record is from RefSeq and is a predicted model, not a curated record. The coding region runs from base 225 to 1340 and encodes 371 amino acids. Gene Ontology annotation, molecular function: GTPase activity; GTP binding. Gene Ontology annotation, biological process: cytoplasmic translation.